AGGUCAAGUUGCACAGAAACUUGCGGUGGGAGGGGGGCGUGUGCCGCCGGACAAGAAGAGAACACCAAAAGUAUGACAUAAAAAUGUAUUGUAAAAAGUUCCUGGGAAAUUACUGUGGAAAUUUGACCAAAGUACCAUGCUGCAGAUAGCAAGAAUACAUUACAGACAGAUGAGCGUCCAGGCGGCACGGAUGUUAGUGAGCCCGGCCCGAGCCCUGGUGGACGAGAGAGUGGACAUCACUGUGGAGAGUCUGUCUCCCCGGCAGCCCGUCACCUUACAGGCACGGCUGGUGGAGGGGACGGCGCACUUUCAGUCCUACGCUCAUUACAGGGCUGACAGUGCCGGGAGGGUGGUCCUGGGGAAACAACCUGCACUGGGAGGGACCUACACAGGCAUAGACCAGAUGGGUCUGUUCUGGAGUCUGCAGCCUUCCCCUGGGCAGAAACCCGGGCUGCGGCUCAGGAAGAAGGACGUCUCCACGCCGUUCCUGGUCGACCUCAGCCUGCAUGACGGACACGUGGACGUGACAGGAGAAGAGGAGAACCUUCCUGACUGUCUCGCGGCUACAACUGUGGAGAGGUGGUAUCUGGGGGAAGGUGUGGAGAGGAUACCUGUGAGGGAAGGGCGUGUAAGGGGAACGCUGUUUCUACCUCCAGGGGAAGGCCCGUUUGCAGGAGUUAUUGACCUGUUCGGGUCCACCGGAGGUUUGGCGGAGUACCGCGCGGCGCUGCUGGCAUCGCGAGGCUUUGCUGUUCUCGCCCUGGCUUUCUUCGCUUACGACGACCUUCCAAAAGAGAUGUACGACAUUGACCUAGAUUAUUUCGAGGAAGCAGUAGAUUGGCUGCUUAGUCUCCCAGAUGUCCAGAGCCACGGUGUGGGCAUUUUGUCCACCUCAAAGGGAGGAGAGAUAGCUUUAAGCAUGGCCUCGCAUAUGGGGAGCAAGGUUGCAGCGGCAGUAGCUAUCGGGUCCUACACUGCCAUAACCGGGGCUCCACUGCCAUAUAAGGACAAAGUCUUCCCUUGUGCACAAUGGAUACCUGAAAAUGUUGUAUUCACCAAAGAGGGUCAUGUUGAUGUGAGAGGUGUGGUGGACACUACCAGAGAGCCAGGCAUACAGGCAUGUGUCCAGGUAGAAAAGGCAGAGUGUCCCAUCAUGUUUGUGGCAGGGGAGGAUGACCUCAGCUCAAAAGCAGUUUUCUUUGCAAAUCAGGCGAUUGCUAGAAUGAAGGCUCAUGGGAAGACUAACUACACGCUGCUGAGGUACCCUGGGACAGGUCACCUGAUCGAGCCGCCCUACACGCCUCACUGUGGCCUGUACUACCAUGGAGUUUUCCGCUGGUGUAUGGUGGCAGGAGGAAAACCGAAAAGCCAUGCGGCAGCCCAGGAGGACUCUUGGCACCAGAUCCUUCGUUUCUUCCGGACUCAUGUAGACAGAAGUAGACCACAAAGCCAACUCUAACGAACCAUGAUCUUUCUCCCAUUUUCAACUACUUCAUCAUCAUCAUGCCUCCGGAUUUUAAUCCGGUGAAGUACACUUGAUUAAGUUACUCCAGUAUGCUCUUUCCCUCAUAGUGGACUCUAGACUAAAUGCAGUCCCUACGAGACCAUUGUCUCUCUAACAUUGACAAAAGAGUAGUAUAAGGCCAUCCCACUCUACAUCUCCCAGUAGGGAGCCACUGUACUAGUCUACCAGCUGGUUCGUUACUACGAACAACAUGCCCUGCCAGGGCAAGUCUGCAUCGUAGCACUACAGACGAAAUACUACUUAACUGUGCUAAAUUUUCCUUAGUAAAUUUCAUGAGGUUGGUGAAUGAUUGAAUAGUAAAGUUCUUUAUUUACGACCACUUGUUUAACAAGAGCUGGCAUUUCGAUGCCUGUUAUUUUCAUCAGGGUAAUUCCCAAAUGUAGUUGUAAAGUAAUUGUGACAUACAUACAUGUAGAUAUUGUUACAACAUAGUAAAUUUAAUAUUAUUAUAUACAACAUGUUGUUAGCUGACAACAUAAUGAGCUAAUGCAGUCCCAAAUGUAAAGUACACAAUGUGUACCUACCGGUAUUACAUCUUGUUGUGCCUUCUACAUAAGUAUGAUAGUAGGAUAUGCCAAUGAUUGUGUUUGUAAAUCAGUCGGUAGAGCAUGGGACUCUUAAUCCCAGGGUCGUGGGUUCGAGCCCCACAAUGGGCGCCACUGUAAAAACCGAAAGGGGCGAACAUGUCACAACCGGGAAUCGAACCCGAGUUG
Molecule: messenger RNA, 2238 nt
Organism: Branchiostoma belcheri (Belcher's lancelet)
Lineage: Eukaryota; Metazoa; Chordata; Leptocardii; Amphioxiformes; Branchiostomatidae
Product: acyl-coenzyme A thioesterase 1-like
Exons: 11
Coding region: 137-1459 (440 amino acids)
Biological process (GO): fatty acid metabolic process; acyl-CoA metabolic process
Molecular function (GO): fatty acyl-CoA hydrolase activity
Source: RefSeq, a predicted model, not a curated record